Messenger RNA from Ooceraea biroi (clonal raider ant), 1679 nucleotides. RefSeq names its product EARP and GARP complex-interacting protein 1. Gene Ontology annotation, biological process: protein ubiquitination. Gene Ontology annotation, molecular function: protein binding. The record is from RefSeq and is a predicted model, not a curated record. Lineage: Eukaryota; Metazoa; Arthropoda; Insecta; Hymenoptera; Formicidae.
UUCUGAAGUUAACCGCAACAUCUGUCGAGCGGGAAGAUGGAACGGAAAUCGACUGUCGCGUAAAAUCUCGUUCGAAUUUUAGAUGUAAACUGUAUAUAUGACUAUAAAAUCUGUUUGAUAAUUUGUUAUGCUACAAUAUUUUUAAAAGUAAAUAUGUGUGUAUGUGUGUGUGUGGAUAAGCCUUUACUAUAUUCACGACGUGGAUUCCACGUGACAAUCGUGGGUACGCAACGUUGGUAGAUGCCCCUGAAAUGCCAAAUCUUCAUUCAGCUACGUUCACGACUGUCUAGAUUGUUUACUGUGCAUUUUUGACAGCUCGUAAGGUUAAGUUCACCCAACAGCUGAUUAGAAGAGAUCCGACACGUAUCUUCCUGCGGGUUUCGAUAAAUGUCAUAUUCUAGCUAGUAAAACGUAAUAAUACUGAAAAAUGGAAAAUGACAAUCCUGUCAUAUAUGGACUUGAAUUCCAAAGUAGAGCGUUAUCAGCCCAAACGGCCGAGGUAGAUAAGGUGAGGUUUCUGGUAGGAACGCAGUCCCUGAAAUUCAGCAAUAACCAGGUCCACUUGGUAGAAUUUAACGAGGAAACGGGCAACUUGAAGACACAGAUAUUCCAGCAUCCGAUAGGAGAAAUUUGGUCCUUACAAGCGUCUCCAACCGAGACCGACGUAUUCGUCACGUGUUACAAUAGUUUAAGUGAGGAUGGUACCUGUAAGAUGAAAGGUGCCAUUUGGAAAUUCCCCGAGAUGGAAGAGUAUACUAACGAUAUUCUACAGCUGACUAAAUUGGCGGACAUCGAUACGACUCCAUACGGCACUGAUCUCAAGACCAUCGUCUAUCAUCCUGCGGACAGUAAAAAGUUAAUUUCCGUAGUGGAUAACAAUUUUGUUUUGUGGGAUUUAACAAACGAUGGGCCACAGGUUGUGACAACGCGCACUUUGGCAGGCAAGGGUCAACCACGGUUCACGAACGGCAAAUGGAAUCCCAUUGCCGCCAAUCAGUUUGUGACUCUGAACGAGAACAACGUUCGCGGGUGGGACUUGAGGAGCCCAGCUAACGCCACUUGGUCCAUCUUAUCCGCACACUCGCAGAUCAUCAGGGACCUAGACUUCAAUGCGAAUCGUCAGUACUUCUUGUCGACUUGCGGUGAUGACGGAUACAUGAAGUUCUGGGACGUCCGGCAGCCGACGGAGCCGGUGCUGUCGCGCAUGGAGCACUCGCACUGGGUGUGGAACAUAAGAAUCAACCGUUUCCACGAUCAACUCGUUUUAACGUCCAGCAGCGACUCCAGAGUGAUAUUGAGCAGCGUCGCGUCCAUCUCGUCCGAUCCGUUCGGGCAUUUGACGUCGAUCGAGGAGGAGUUUCCGCGCGACGAGUCUGGCGGCAAGAAGAGAUUGGAGGAUGGAGUAAUAGGCAGGUAUGAGGAGCACGAGGACAGCGUGUACGCAGUGGAGUGGUCAUCUGCCGAUGCCUGGACGUUCGCGUCUCUCAGCUACGAUGGCAGAUUUGUCCUGAAUAAAGUGCCGCGCAAGUACAAGUACCAAAUACUUUUAUGAGUCUCUGGAGCAGAUCUUGACCAAAAAAACGAGAAGCGGAGAUGCCGUCGUACUUCGUUAUUUAUUAUCCACUUUUCUAAGACUACUGUUAAUAAAAUCUUAAUAAAGAAAUACAUUCACGCGUAAA